AUGGCUUCGGAAUUCGACCUGACCACCGAACGCGGCCUUUCUGCCUACCUCACAUCCCGUUCCGUCUCGCACACUUCUGUUUCCCUUCUAACUGGUGGCACUGCAAACUACGUCUACCGCGUCACCCUCCCAGAUGGCUCGACCAAGAUAUACAAACAUGCAGCACCCUAUCUCCACUCCAACACCGCCUUUGCCUUUGAUCCCAGCAGAAUGGAUUACGAACACCGGGUCCUUGAGCUCCAAACUUCAUCUCCGCAUCUGCUCAGCUCACAUUCUCCUGAAGCCUCAGUCCACGCCGUAGCCGUUCACAGCUAUGACAAAGAGAACAAACUACUGUGUAUCUCAGACGGCGGCUCUCGACAUUUGAAGGACGCAUACGCCGACCCAACCCUGGACAUGUCCUCAAUCGGUGCCGCCCUAGGCCGCUGGCUCGCGGCACUACAUACCUCUACAGUCGCCACCCCUUUAUCGCUGGAUCCUACAUCUCAAAACCUGAAAGAUAACAAUGCCAUCGCAGUCUCAAUCUACAGGCACUCCUACAGGAAUCUUUCCUCAGCGUUCGCGGAGUACGGUGAUAGCGGAGGCAACGUCCCUCGCUACGCGGACUUCAUCGACCUUCCCGACAAAGACAUCGAGUUCGCGCAGCAGAUCAACGACGCAUACGGCAGUCGUCUCGCGCAUGAAAACGAGUGCAUCUGCCACGGGGACUUUUGGCCGGGCAACGUGCUGGUGAAGCCUGCUUCGGAAGAGGGUGGGAAAGUGGUUCUCACGGUGGUGGACUGGGAGAUGACGCGCCGCGGCACUUCGGCGACAGACGCUGCGCAGUUCCUCGCCGAGUCUCUUCUCCUCGACCGCUUCUGCGGGCAUCGCGGACUUGUGCCUGCGUUUCUAAACGCGUAUCUGUCUGCACGCCCCGAGAUCCCAGGUAAAGAAUGGUUUCGCCGCCUCGCCAUUCAUGCCGGUGUGCACAUUGCGUUCUGGCCGACGCGUGUUGCUUGGACUGACCGCCGCGGCACGCAUGCCCUCGUCGAGCUGGGCAAGAGCAUUCUGCGCGCUGCGAGCGAGAGUAAGUGGGAGACGUUAUUCGGGCUGCCGCUGUUCAGCGGGAUGGAGGAGAUCUUUCUACCGGCAUUUUAG
This is a messenger RNA of Paraphaeosphaeria sporulosa, 1137 nucleotides long. Its product is annotated as kinase-like protein. The transcript has a single exon. Bases 1 to 1137 code for a protein of 378 amino acids. The record is from RefSeq and is a predicted model, not a curated record. NCBI's taxonomy places the organism in Eukaryota, Fungi, Ascomycota, Dothideomycetes, Pleosporales, Didymosphaeriaceae.